ACAGAGCCCCGGGCACCGCCGGGCGGGACCGGACCUGCGUGCGCCGGCCCGAGCCGGGCGCCUCCCGCGUCCCGGAGCGGCCCCGCCCGCGCGGCUGGCCUCCUGCCCGGCGCCGCCGCGCCGCGUCCUUCCUCACCGGGCAGCCGCGUCAGACCCCGGGGGACGCCGGCCGGGAGCGGAGCCUGACGCCGUCCCCGCGGCGCCCGCAGCGGCCUUGGCCAUGGGCACGCCGGCCUCGGUGGUGAGCGACCCUCCGGGGGGGACAGCGCCCGCAGCCCGCGGCCGCAAGCGGGCCUCGGCCAACAUCUUCCAGGGCGUGGGGCUGCCGGAGCUGCGGAGCCUGUUCCAGAACGGCGGGGCCGAGCGGCCCGAGGAGCGCGCCCGCCUCGUAUGGCGGUACGGGGGCCAGCGGCGCAUGGCGCGAGCCCUGCGGCGGCUCCGGCGGCGGCAACCGGCACAACCCGGCGGCGGGAUGGCGCGGGCCCUGCGGCGCUUCGGCCACCUGCGGUAGGAUCGCAGAGAAGGAGCCAGAGGGUCCGUGUAGCAGCACCGAGCUGGUGUACUGAGAAGGUGCAGGGCUGCUGGACAACGGGUGCCAGGACCUGUGAGGACACUAAGUGUACGGACAGGCUGCAAUGGUUAAUAAAAGGUGGACAGUG
Pezoporus occidentalis (night parrot) is the source of this 659-nucleotide messenger RNA. RefSeq names its product arginine vasopressin induced 1 (gene AVPI1). The record is from RefSeq and is a predicted model, not a curated record. Gene Ontology annotation, biological process: positive regulation of MAPK cascade. The coding region runs from base 221 to 511 and encodes 96 amino acids. Lineage: Eukaryota; Metazoa; Chordata; Aves; Psittaciformes; Psittacidae. The transcript is spliced from 2 exons.